UCAUACCACAAUCGUAGUUAAGUGCUAGAAGAAACCAUGGAUCGUUAUCCUGGAAUAUCAAAUGGAAGACCAAAGAAUCCUGAUUAUUCCAUGGCAACGGAAAGACUGGCAACAUUCAAAGACGUAGCAACAUUCAAAGACUGGUCAACAAAUGGGAUCUCUAUUGAAGAAUUAUCGAGUGCGGGAUUUUAUGCUACAGGAAGCCGAGACUCUGUAAAAUGUUUUUACUGCGGAGGAGGGAUGCAACACUGGCAACAGGAUGAUGAUCCUUGGAUAGAGCAUGCAAGACAUUUUCCAGAUUGUGACUUUUUAAAGCUACAUGUAGAAGAAGAGUUUAUAAAAAAGGCACACUAUGUGGAUGGUAAAGAUGCAAUGGAAUCAACAUUUGGGCAUGUGAAAAAACGUCUUGUUCCUGAUCAGCUGAUAGAAGAUUUGAAUAGUAAGGCAUCCUUGCUUCUUAUGGAGAAAGGGUACAAGCAAGAGGAUGUUGAACACGCGAUUGAAAGAGCAAGAGAAAAGCAUGGUAGCGGGGAUUUAAGGGCUCAUCAUAUUCUCGAGGCUCUACUUGAAAGCGAGACGUUUACCACGCCCUGUAGUAAAGACACAUUUUCUUCUUCACGACCAACCAACCAUAUGAAUUUGUCAAAUGGCUACACGGAACGACCAGUACAUGUUCCAGUCAAUUUGUGGGGUAACGUCUCUGAGUCUCUUGGAGAAAAGACAUAUAAUGAUGAUGCACUUGAUACUGAACAAGACCGUUUGUUGAAAGAGAACCGUGCUUUGAAACACAGGAUGACCUGCAAAAUAUGCCUGGUCAAUGAUGCAUGUAUUGUAUUUAUUCCGUGUGGGCACAUGGUAUCAUGCAGGCAAUGUGCUGGUAGACAAAACAAGUGCGCAGUCUGCAGGGCUGAUAUAAAAGACACAAUACGGGCAUAUCCCGCCUGAAACCCAAAGAUAUUAAAGCUUGGGUAAAUGUUGAUAAAUAAAAAAAGAAAUUAUGACAUUUCACUACAAAUACCAAAAACAAAAAUAAUAAAGACAAUGACUCAGUAGGACAAUCCACGAACGGAGCACGGUGAAAUCAAAACCUUGCUGCUGUGUUCACAUAUUACCACAAUAUACACUAAAAUGCAUGGUCAAUGUAACACACACACACGCAAACGCACGCACGCAGGCAACAUGCUCAUUCAGACAAGAACACAGUUGCGACUGCCUUGGAAUGUUCAGUGGCAAAAGAUCUACUAAUGAAUUUUGUGUGAUUAUUUAUGUGCACCAGAACUCAUUCUUAAUCCUCUAACAAGACAGUGUUAAUAAAAUAGAUCUUUUUCUAACAUACACAAUGAUAACUAUAUGCACGACAAGGUAAAUACAAAAAUGCUUGUACAUAUAAUUGUUUAAACCAUACACUUUACACUGGAACAUCUCAUUUUACGUCUGUUUAUGUUUGUUUUACCAUUUUUUAAUUUUUUUCUAAAUAAUUAAAACAAACUGGGUCUGUGAUUAGACAUCUCUUAUAAAAGUUAAAAAAACCUACUGUUGUAUAUUAUUCCACAAAAGAGUAUUUAGUUUUUUUAAACAAACAAUUAGACUGUCACAGGGUUUGGAAAAUGUGCAGCCAGACCUGGACUCGAACCUGGAGCCUAGGAAUAUCGUUCAGAUGCUCUACUGACUGAGCUAUUCGGCCAUCUACACAUUUUCUCCCCGUUUAAAUAUUCAAGUUCUAUACCGUGACAUAUUUCCCCACCAUUUUGAAUUCGUCCUCGAAUUUCAGCGGGCACUGUAUAUUAUAUAAGCAAUUACAGGCGUCGGAGACUAACCAGUGUAAUUUCGUCACGGUCCCAUGUUGGGUGCCAAAUGUCACAGGGUGUCUGGGCUACCCGGCCGUCUACACACUUUCUCCCCGUUUUAUUAUUCGUGACAUUACAAUGCUUCUUUCUAAAUGUGGGCGUACUAUUUUUAUCAUUUUGUAAAUACAAGAUUGCUUUAGUAUUUGCAUAUUUACGAAGUGCAACAUCUUGAUGUUUAUAGCUUUGGUACUAUAAAUUUUAGGCAAGUACAUGUAAACAUUGAUAACAUGUACGUAAUCAUGUUAAAACUUUAGGUGGCAGGGGAGCGGUUUCGUAGUUUUGGCCCCGAUCGAUUUUCUGUAUAAACAGGACAGGGUAGAUAUAAAGGCAUAUCUAUCUUACUGGUUAUUUAUCAUUAUCAAUUCUAUAAUAUAUCUGGGGAAUGAGGAACGGUUAAUGAUUCUACAUGGCGGGUGUUUUAAAAUUCCUAGCUCCGUACUUCCGGUUGAGGCUAAAACAUAAAUAUCAGAACAAAAAGUCGGCCAGACGCGCAGCUGUCAUCCAUCCACUUUUUUUUCAAGUGAAAAUUAGGGAAAUAAAGUGGUGGUUGGCAGACACAUUCCACACCACCUGGGUAUGCAUCUAUGUUCGUACUAUACAUAUAUGCUACGAAAUUGGAUUUAAAAAUAUAAAAUGGGUGAAUGGCAGAGUUCAAAGUGAGGUCCGGUUAGGCUGUUUUUGGUCUAUAAAAUUUGGGUGAUUUGGCCGAUUUUCACUACACCUGGCGUGGAAAGCGACAGGUGUAUAGGACCGGAGAGUCGUCUUUAUGUAGUAUAUAGUGUCUGCAAUGGUCAAUAGUAGUUUCAAAGAAAAAUAAGCAAAAAUGAGAUUUCUAUGUAUAUUUUAACACUGGUACCCACACGUCAAUGUGGAAUUCGCAAAUCUGCACUCCCCUGCCACCUUUACAGGAGAUUACUACAGGAUCCGUAACGAAAUCACGUAAGCAUUAUCAGGAACAUUUCGUUUUAAAGGAUUUUAUACCUCCAUUUGACUAACGACCAACUUUAAUAUGUAACUUCAGUUAAACCUUGCUUCUAGUGUAUAUUUACUCCGUACAAAUAAAAGAAAUAACAUUUUC
This is a messenger RNA of Mercenaria mercenaria, 2925 nucleotides long. Its product is annotated as baculoviral IAP repeat-containing protein 2-like. Lineage: Eukaryota; Metazoa; Mollusca; Bivalvia; Venerida; Veneridae. Gene Ontology annotation, biological process: regulation of cell cycle. The record is from RefSeq and is a predicted model, not a curated record. The transcript has 5 exons. Bases 37 to 945 code for a protein of 302 amino acids. Gene Ontology annotation, cellular component: cytoplasm; spindle microtubule; nucleus.